CAGUGUUUUCAAUCAUUAUAUUAUUGUUCGAAUCUAUUUAUCUCUCUGUGUAUAAACAUUAAUCACAUUUGUGACGUCAUUUGAUGUCCUACCAUGACAGGGCAGCGUUUCAGAUGUUAAGAGUUUUCAAAAUAAUGUCAUAAUAUUUCAAGAAUAAAUUGGCAUGUUUUUAGAUUAGAAAUGCUUUACAAAAAGAGAAAUACGUCAUAAUAAUAAUAAUAAUAAUAAUAAUAAUAAUAAUAAUAAUAAUAAUACGCCAUGUUAGGUCUCUUAUGUAUACAAGACCAAGACAAAGCCCCGCCUACUGAUGUUCCUGAUUGGUUGAUUUUCCGACCCUGCUUCUCGAUCUCGGCUUUUUGAUUGGUUGGUUGUGGAGCGUCAUGUUCAUUUGUUUAUAACAGCGCCAAACUUGAGUGAUUGCGGUUUCCAGUGCAGAGACGUUAUGUGUCCGUGUGAACAAGAGCUGAUGUUUUGAUUGGGGUUUUUUGUUUACUGAAAAAUAACAAAAACAUUUUCAAUGGUUUUUCAGUGUUGGUGAAAACUGUGUUUUGGGUAGCUAGGCUCUGUUCGAGUCCUGUGUUUAUUUAAGCGAGUUAUUAAAGUGAGUCACGAGAGCUGGCUUUGUUAGCCAUCUGGCUAUUUUAGGUGCAGAAAAUGUCUCUGUGGCGCCACAUAGUUGAUAAACAGAAGGUCAGCCAUGACAGUGUUUGUGUAGUUGCUAGGAGUAAAUCAGCUCUCCAGGGACUUGAGGACUCUGUGAAUACAAGUCUGUCUCCUCCAACACAUCCCGUGAAGGAGAGCUUAUUUCACCAGACUCCAGACUGCACUACAGGUGAUAUUAAAACAAAGUCACCAGUGAUGAAGGAUGUGCCUUUAUCCCCCGUUUCCGGAUCUCCUUGCCGUUGUCGAGCUUCAGGUUCAUCUCUGGCUCAGUUUGAGAGUUCACAGCUUCAGCAGCUGCUUACUCAAAGUCUCUGUCUUGAGAAGAGAGGCCUCAAGCUCAUCCACAACCCUAAUAAGGCCACCAUCACUGUGGACUGUACUACAGCACAGGUGGUGGAUGUGAACAAGCAAGCCUGCAAACUCUUUGAGUACACACGCAGUGAGCUGAUUGGGCAAACCCUGACCUCUCUUCUGAAGACCAGCCAGAUGACUGAAGAUGUCUUGGGAGAGGAAAGCCUAGACUCUGAAGGAAAUUUAAUCACCAUAUCAGGAAAAGUGGUAAAUGCUGUGAGUAAACCAGGCUCAGAGUUCCCAGUGUCUGUGUGGACACGCUCACAUAACCACAAAACCUGCGCAUUGCUUUUGGAGAGAGUGGAGAGAAUAUCAGCCCACCUCUCCUUCUCUAAAGAGGGUGGGAUUCUCAGCUGUGACUCCACCUUUGCUCAUCUCCAUGGUUACUGUGAUGCUGAGGAGAUGCUGGGGCUUUCAGUCACAUCUCUGAUGCCAACACUUCACGUUCCACUGCAGUGUCAAACCAUACCAAAGAAGAUGCGUGUGCAGAGGGUUUGUCUGCAGGGCAGGGGCAGCACGGAGCUGCAUGUGUGUGUGAGACUGCGUGCCGCUGUGUCCUGUGGGAGGCCUUUGAGCCAGAUGGACAACUCCCCUUGUGCUGAAAACAGUGAUAAUUCACAUGCACUAUUCGGUGAUGCUGGAAAAGAUGAUGUUGGUGAAGUCAUGCGCUCACCCCUCCUGGAUGUGGUUUAUUUUGGGUCUCUAUGGACUUUUGUUCCCUCCAGCAGCCUUUUGACACUCUACCCCAGUGGCACUAUUAAAAGUAUCAACAGCAUCUACUGUCCUCUGCUGAUGGGAUAUAGCAUGAUUGAGCUUCUAGGAAAGAAGAUCACCUUCUUGAUACCAGCCUUUUAUGACAUGAUGUCUGCCUUCGACAGAAGCCCCAGUCCAGUAUCAUAUCAAGAAGAUGGCUCAGCAUCCUCUUCUAGAAGCCACACAGACUGCUGCAGAUACUCCGGCAGAGGUGGAGGUGUUUUAAGUCCAUCUGCGUGUGCUACCUCAGCAAAGGAAAAUCAAGACACAUGUAGUCCCAAGACUCUGCUGGCCAAAGACAGUAUGUUGUUCCCUGCCCUGAAGAGGAAAGGAGGUGCUGCAAAAGGGAGACGGGCCUACGCUGCAAUCAGGACCAAACAGGAGCAUCAGGCCCAUGUUCCUGCAAUCUCCCCCAUGCUUGCAAACAGUUUGGAGGACACUACAGAGCUCUGCAAUGAGGCAGCUGCAGCAGUAGCUCAGUGUGACGAGUCUGUUCCAGCCGAUUCCACCACAGCUCUGCUGCACACCUUUGCUUUGCUUGAGUCCCAGGAUUGCACAACCCGUCUCCAGAACUCCAGCUUUGAAGUGAUCUCCCUUGGCAGUCGCUCAUCCUCAGGAUUCUGUGAAAAGUGGGCAGGCCUGGAGAAACCAGAUGAGACACAACAGGAAGUAGAACUAGUAGAUUCAAGCAGUUGCUUCCUAGACUUGGACGCAAACGGUGACACGAUUGCACUUGCCUUUGGAGAGCUGGAGCUAAGUGAGUGUGACACGGCUGAGCUCCUGCGCACUCCGUCCCCUUGCAUUGUGGAGUCGGAGUCUGAAACCGAGCCCCCUGACCUCCCAAAAGACAAACUUACUGAACAGGAACGUCUGGCUGAAUGUUUCAGUCCAUCACCGAAAGAGUUAUCUAUUUUAGAGGGAAAUCCAGAGCAGUGGAACACGGAGUGUACUCCAUUCUCAGAGCUCUGUAAAAGUGGGAUGCUGUUUUCAAAUGACAGACCAGCAACCUCCACCCCAAAGAGGCCACUGUCCACCCCUGCUACACCGCUCUGCCCACGCACCCUGAUCCAGGAGGGCAGGUUUCAAGCCAACUGCUACCACAGAGAUGGAACACCUAUAGAGGUGCAGUGUGAUGUGCGCAGAGCUGCUGUCUCUACUGAAGGUGUGGUGUUCUGUGUGUGGUUGAGUGGAAGUCAUCUUUUCCUCCACAAGCAGGAGACUCUGCAGAGCACGCAGACUUCCACAGCAGAGUCUUCCACAGAGGAUGGCUUAGCGUCCCGCCUGCGAGAGGUCAGUGAAGUAGACCAGGGUAAGGGUCUGCGCUCCUCCAUGAGUCUGGAGCAGUCUGGAGCGUGUGAAGGACAGUUUGAGGCGGUCUACCAUCCAUUGCAGCCCAUAGGAAAGGGGGCCUUUGGUGUUGUUUGGCUUGCUUCACGACGUCACGACGAACAAGAGGUGGUAGUGAAGUUUAUCAGGAAGAGCAGGGUGGUGGAAGAGUGUUGGGUGGAAGACCCUGAGCUGGGUCAGGUCACUCAGGAAGUGGCCAUACUUGCCCGAUUGUGCCACCCCAACAUUGUCAAGGUCCUGGAGGUGUUUGAGAAUGAGAACUUCUUUCAAAUGGUGAUGGAGAAACAUGGAGAUGGCCUUGACUUAUUUGAGUUCAUUGACAUGCAACCCAGGCUGGACGAACCACUAGCCAGCUACAUCUUCAGGCAGUUGGUGUCAGCAGUGACAUAUCUCCGUGGGAAAGGCAUAUUGCACAGGGACAUUAAAGACGAGAACAUCAUCAUCAACACUGCGUUUCAUAUCAGACUGAUUGAUUUCGGCUCUGCGACCCUGCUGGAGCCAGGUUUGCUCUUCCAUGCGUUCUACGGCACACUGGAGUACUGCUCACCUGAGGUGCUGCAAGGGAACCCCUAUAAAGGACCAGAACUGGAGAUGUGGUCUCUGGGAGUACUUAUAUAUACCCUGCUGUUCAGUGAAAACCCUUUUUGUAGUGUGGAAGAGACCAUCCAAGCCAAACUCAACAUCCCCUGUGAUAUCUCUACAGAUUUGCGCAGCCUGCUGGCUGGUUUGCUGCACCCAGAGCCGACAGAAAGAAUGACACUGGAGGAGCUCCUGCAUGAACCGUGGAUUCGGCAACCCAUUAAUCUAGCAGAGUACAGCUGGAAUGAAGUGUUCCCUUGCAAUCAUGACUCCUCUGAGCAAAAUGAGUCCAGUCCAGAUGUGCAGCAGGAGGCCAGCCCUCACGGUGCUGCUGAUGAGACUCCUUUGCAAGACGAAGAUGAUGAGAUGGAGGAAGAAGAGGAUGAAGAGCAGAGGAGAACUAUGGCAGCACUGGAGUUUGAACUCCUCAAGUAUUUAACAGAUAACUGAAGAUUGAAGAGCAAGGGAGAUUUAGGACUGCUUUUGAACAGAGAGCUGCACUUGAAAAAGGUUAAAAUGAUUAAAAACAGAGGUGGGAAAUAUAAAAAUAACACUGCUGCACUCUUUCUAAUUGUUUUUGAUGUAGUGCCAGACUACAAGAUCCAUGAUUCCCUGUAUGAACACCAACCGUCAAAAUACAUCCGUCUUCAUUUCUCCACUAAAUCCAUGAAUGGCAUAGGAGGCAGAGAGAGAUGUUAAAAAAAAAAAAGAUAUGGCUGUAUUUGACAGUAGUAAUGUGAAUCCCAGAUUAAAGAAGCAUUGAAUGUAUGAAUUGUUCUGCUCUUGGUUUCAGAACACUGUUUCUGAAUUGAAGGUCAGCAUUACUGUUCACAAAAAUGAAGUCUUUUUUUUUUUUAGUAACUUAUUCAGUACCCUAAAAGCAAUUAGUUGUGGUCUGUGAUCUACGUUUUGUUUUUCUAAAUAAUCUGUGUUGAUUGUUCAAGGAACAGCCUUGAAAUGCAUGGUUUUAAAAAGACACAGUUGACACAAAAGACAACUAAUUUUAAAUUAUUUUUUUAACUAAAUUAUUUACAUUUUAAAUAUUAUAUAAAACUUAAUACAUGAAUAAAAUGUCUUUUUUUUUUUUACCUUUAAUUUUUUAUUUUAUAUUUUUAACAUUUUAAAAUCUUUU
Messenger RNA from Hemibagrus wyckioides, 4825 nucleotides. It is a transcript of the gene pask, whose product is annotated as PAS domain containing serine/threonine kinase. Gene Ontology annotation, biological process: negative regulation of glycogen biosynthetic process; protein phosphorylation; intracellular signal transduction. The transcript has 20 exons. Lineage: Eukaryota; Metazoa; Chordata; Actinopteri; Siluriformes; Bagridae. Gene Ontology annotation, cellular component: cytosol; cytoplasm; nucleus. The record is from RefSeq and is a predicted model, not a curated record. Bases 655 to 4143 code for a protein of 1162 amino acids. Gene Ontology annotation, molecular function: protein serine/threonine kinase activity; ATP binding.